AUGAGCUUUGUGCGCCAAGAUAUGGAGCUUGAUGAGCUUCUGAACUACGUGCAUAUUAAUGAUAAAUGGUUUUAUCUCACCAAGACGAGUCGUACGUACUAUCUUGUGCCCAGCGAAAGUGACCUCGAACGAAAGUGCAAGAGCAAACGCUUUUUGACCAAAGUCAUGUUCCUCACAGCCGUUGCGCGACCGCGGUUCAACGAUGACGACGGGACAUGGUGGACAGGCAAAAUUGGCACGUGGCCGUUUGUCGAAACAGUGCUGGCACAGCGCACAAGCUCGAACCGCCAUGCAGGAACGCCAGAAACAAAACCCUUGGUCGUGACCAAAGAUGUGUACCGGUCCUUCUUGAUCAACAAGGUGUUACCUGCUGUGGUCAAGGUAUGGCCGCAGUCAAACGUUCCCAUCAUCAUUCAACAUGACAACGCUCGCGCCCACGUUACGACGUCCGACAUUCAACUGCGAGCGGAGUUCGACCGCUACAGCACCCUGG
Messenger RNA from Aphanomyces invadans, 493 nucleotides. RefSeq lists its product as hypothetical. The transcript has a single exon. The record is from RefSeq and is a predicted model, not a curated record. NCBI's taxonomy places the organism in Eukaryota, Oomycota, Saprolegniomycetes, Saprolegniales, Verrucalvaceae. Gene Ontology annotation, molecular function: nucleic acid binding. The annotation marks the transcript as partial.